Penicillium pulvis is the source of this 7167-nucleotide messenger RNA. It is a transcript of the gene ags3, whose product is annotated as alpha-1,3-glucan synthase Ags3. Gene Ontology annotation, cellular component: fungal-type cell wall. The record is from RefSeq and is a predicted model, not a curated record. The transcript has 4 exons. The coding region runs from base 1 to 7167 and encodes 2388 amino acids. Lineage: Eukaryota; Fungi; Ascomycota; Eurotiomycetes; Eurotiales; Aspergillaceae. Gene Ontology annotation, molecular function: alpha-1,3-glucan synthase activity. Gene Ontology annotation, biological process: fungal-type cell wall (1->3)-alpha-glucan biosynthetic process.
AUGCAGCAUUCGGCACUCCUCAUACUUUCGUUUCUGAGCAGCUGUGUCUUGUGUUGGCCUUAUGAUGCCCCUUUUGUGGAUUGGAAUCUAAAUCAGAACCAAAGCGCUCAAGGCCCUAUUGACUAUUGGGGAGCCUGGCCGGACCACGAAUAUCAUCCCUCGCCAGACAACUGGCGCUUUCCUAUCUAUACAAUAUUUUUGGAUCGGAUAUCCAAUGGAGAUCCCACAAACGAUGAUAUCAACGGUACCGAGUUCGAGCAUGUGGUCAACUCUAAUCAGAUGCGACACGGCGGCGAUUUGUAUGGGUUGCUAGAUACGCUGGACUAUAUACAUGGCAUGGGCUUCAAGGCUAUUUACUUCGCCGGGACAUAUUUGGAAAACCUACCUUGGGCCUACGAUGGCUACUCCCCGGCUGAUACCACUCUGCUCGACAAGCACUAUGGCACACUGGAGGACUGGAGAAAUAUUGUUACCGAGAUUCAUAAACGGGAUAUGUACGUUCUAGUGGACAAUACUCUCGCAACGUUGAGUAACCUGAUUGGGUUCAAAGGUCACCUCAACGGCUCGGCAGACUUCAAAGCAAGCGAAUAUACUGUCGAAUGGGUCACGGACAGACAAUAUGCCGAUUUUUCAUUCGGAAACACCUGGAACGACACAUGUGACUAUCCCAACUUUUGGUACGAAAACGGAUAUCCGUUGACAACCAUGGGAGUGCAAAAUUUGAACGGGUGCUAUAACAGCGACUUUGAUCAGUACGGAGAGCUAGAGGCAUUCGGUAAUUUCCCUGACUGGCAGCGACAACUCACAAAGUUUGCUUCAGUGCAGGAUCGCCUGCGUGAGUGGCACAAGCCCGUCCGCGAUGUAAUCACUCGGCAUUCCUGCUUGCAAAUUGCCAGUCUCGACAUUGAUGGGUUCCGCUUCGACAAGGCUGUACAAGCGACCCUCGAACCCCUCAGCGAGAUGAUGGCCGUCUAUCGUGAAUGUGCGAAGAAGCUCGGCAAGAACAACUUCUUCCUGCCCGGGGAGAUCACAUCCGGGAACACCUUUGGAAGUCUCUAUCUCGGCCGUGGUCGACAACCAAAUCAAUGGCCAGACUCUGCGGGUGCUGCUGUCAAGCUAACAAAUACAUCCGAGGGAGCUUUCUUGAGAGCUGAUGGGCUCCAGGCUCUUGAUUCCUCCGCCUUUCAUUACACCAUCUAUCGUUCUUUAACGCGUUUCCUAGGUAUGGACGGUAACUUAGUUGCUGGCUUUGACCUGCCAACCGAUUUCAUUGAAGCCUGGAAUGAAAUGCUCGUCACGAAUGACUUCCUCAAUGCAUUCACAGGAGAAUUGGAUCCGCGGCAUAUGUAUGGUGUUUCCAACCAAGAUAACUUCCGUUGGCCCGCAAUCAAGAACGGCACUUCAAAAUACCUCCUUGGCCUGAACGUCAUCACCUUGGUGCUACCUGGCAUUCCUCUCAUCUUAUGGGGUGAAGAAGUAGCUCUAUAUGUCUUCGAUGCUACAGCAUCGAACUAUCUCUAUGGUCGACAGCCCUUGUCAUCUCAAACUGCGUGGUGGACGAAUGGUUGCUUCAAUCUGAACACAACAAAGUUCUACGAUUUCCCGAUCGAGAAGGGGCGGGACGGCUGCAACGAUAUCACUGUCACAUAUGAUCAACGCAAUCCCGCCCAUCCCCUGCGGAACAUCAUGAAGCGAAUGUUUGAGAUUCGCGCUCAUUACCCGGUCGCAAAUGAUGGCUUGUUUCUCCAGACAAUUUCUCAACUUACGGAAGAUAUAUAUCUUCCUGGUUCUUCGACUACUCCCACAGUCACAGGGCUUUGGUCGGUCCUCCGAGCCUACUUCCCGGCGGUACAAACAGAUGCUAUUCUCUCGAAUGAAACCUUGUGGCUUGUUUAUCAAAAUGGUAACACGACAAAGACCUAUGGGGGGAGCUGUUCAAACAGUAGCGCUGCACUGUUAUCUCCCUUUACGUCGGGGAAGAGGUUGAAGAACCUUUUCUAUCCGUACGAUGAGCUUACAGUUGACGAAGGUCCCACCGAGACCUACGGAUGUAUUAAAGGGGGUAUGGAGCUGCUUCCAUGGGAAUACCGAGCUUAUGUUCAAACCGACAUGUUCGUAGAACCCGGCCCUACCGUCACUGAGUUUGUCCCUGGUCAUGAUUCCAGGUUACUGUCUGCAGCAGAUACGGGUGAGACCAUUCCGAUCCAGCUUGGAUAUUCUGUGGAAAUGGACUGUGACAUUGUUACGAGCGCGAUCACUUUGAACUCUACAACGGAGAAAGGCAUCGUCGCCUCCCUCGAUACUUCUAGUGUGAAGUGUACCAACGUCACAGCCAGGACCACAAGCAACAACUAUGUUGGGGAGAUUCCCACUGUUUGGACAUGGUCUGCAAACCUGACAAACAUCUACCAUGGAGUACAUCAAAUAACGGUCAAAAAUAUGUCCACCUCUGGCACAUCCGAAGUUUACACCAAUGCGACCGAUAGCUUUUUGAUCCGCGUUGGUGUUCAUACCAACCCCUUGAUCACCCCACUGGCCAAUUACUCUACAAAUCUCGUGCACAAAUCUGAUGAUAGAUACUAUAUCAAGCACAACGCCGCAGGUGCUGACACGUUUCGGUAUUCAGCUGACUUUGGGAGCACUUGGUCGAAAUGGACGACAUAUGAGGGCGGGACCACGAGUGUGAACAUUCCGAGUUUCACAGGGACAUCUGAGCAGGCGUGGAAGGGAACCCAUAUACGGGUGCAAUAUUUUUCCAGGCUGACCGGGAGCAGCGAUUACAUCCAGGAAGGUGAUUACGGUUGGAAAGAAGACUCUGUCAGGAGGUUCCCACACUUGUGGUUCAACGGCCCUUUCAACCAGUAUGGCUACGAUGCAGGAGUGGACAACCAGAUGCGGUUUAAUCCAAAGACUUUGCGGUGGAACUAUGACUUUGUCUAUGAGUGGCCCGCCGUGGGUCAACUGAAUGCAUGGGGUAUAGACCCGUCAGGUGUUCCUGACAAUACGGAAGUCUACGGCGACGUCGGAAACUCAUCUACGAUUCUAAAGCUUCCCCCGUCUUAUCUCUCGUCUAACGUGAUCAACAUCACCGAGUUGCCUCCAUUUCCACACCUUGGAUGGAAAAUCUCUCUUAAUGACGGCAAUCUACGGUAUGAAAAAAUUCCCAUCGGAUCUGGAUGGGCGCAACUCGCUCUCUUCGUUCUUCUAUGGGUCGGGCCUAUUGUGAUGGGCCUGGCUGGAGUGCUCAUCUUUAUUCAAUCGUUCUACCAAGUUAAGCUCAACAAAGACGGCAAUGUUAUCAAGGGUGAGACUAUACCUGUCUUGUUCUGGCGCAAAGUCAAAGCCAAAUUCCCGAAGCACAGUGACUUGGAGGACGCAAUCUCAGAAAAGGCUCUUCCAACAGGCAUUGCUGUAGGAGGGGUGGUCGACCAACAACGUCGUACGGUCUUGAUUGCCACCAUGGAGUACGACAUCCAAGACUGGAAACUGAAGGUGAAGAUCGGUGGCUUGGGAGUCAUGGCCCAGCUCAUGUCCCAAAACCUGAAACACCAGAAUCUCAUUUGGGUGGUGCCAUGUGUUGGAGACAUUGACUAUCCUAAAGACGAAUCGAGCCAACCGAUCCAACCAUUCGUGGUAACCAUUCUCGAUAGGCCAUACUUAGUCCAAGUUCAGUACCACAUCGUGGAGAACAUAACCUAUGUCCUGCUUGAUGCACCGGUUUUCCGACAACAGACCAAAGCGGAGCCUUAUCCACCCCGUAUGGACGAUCUUGACAGUGCAAUUUAUUAUUCGGCUUGGAAUCAGUGUAUCGCGGAAACAAUCAGGCGAACACCAUCUAUCGACUUUUACCACAUCAACGACUUCCACGGGUGUGUCGCGCCGCUAUACUUGCUGCCAACUCAAACCAUUCCAGUUUGUCUAUCCUUGCAUAAUGCCGAGUUUCAAGGACUUUGGCCAUUGAGAACACAGAAAGAGAAAGAAGAAGUCUGCUCCGUAUUCAAUCUUCCGAUUGACAUCGCGACCAAAUACUGUCAGUUUGGAAAUGUGUUCAAUCUUCUACACACGGGUGCUAGCUAUCUCCGAUUCCAUCAACGCGGUUUCGGUGCAGUGGGUGUGUCUCAGAAGUACGGAAAACGAUCAUGGGCCCGAUAUCCAAUUUUCUGGAGCCUUAGCAGCAUUGGUAGCCUUCCAAACCCAGACCCUUCAGAUACAGGUUCCGUGGACCAGGGGGCAGAAGUGCCGGUCAAUAUUCAGUCCGAUGCAGAACUCAUUCAUGAUAAAUUACAGGCACAGAGAUGGGCUGGUUUGGACGAGGACCCGAACGCAGACUUGCUGGUUUUUGUGGGACGAUGGUCCAAGCAGAAAGGAGUAGACUUGAUCGCGGAUGUUAUGCCGGGGAUCUUAUCUACUAGACCACUCGUGCAAUUGAUUGUCAUCGGUCCCCUCGUUGAUUUAUAUGGCAGACUGGCUGCGAUCAAGCUGCAGCGGAUAAUGGAGAUGUACCCAGGCCGCGUGUUCUCGAAGCCAGAGUUUACGAUUCUACCACCAUACGUAUUCUCUGGUGCUGACUUUGCCCUCAUCCCAUCACGAGACGAGCCAUUUGGACUUGUUGCCGUUGAAUUUGGUCGCAAGGGUGCUCUCGGCAUCGGUUCUCGCAUUGGAGGUUUGGGCCAAAUGCCCGGUUGGUGGUAUACUGUAGAAUCCGACUCGGCUCGCCAUCUCUUGCAUCAAUUGAGGACUGCCAUUGAGUCUGCCUUGGAGUCUUCCCCAGAGACCAGAGCAGAGAUGCGUGCAAACUCUGCCAAACAACGAUUCCCUGUGCUUGAAUGGGUUCAAAGGCUCGAGAAACUGCAACGAACUGCAAUCGAGAUUCAUCACAGCAAGAACAGAAACAGUGUCAUAAGUCACGCACAAGACGCUCAGACAGGUUCGGACUUACAGGACUUACAGACCUCAGGUUCCCGCCCUGUCUCUUUUCAGUCAACGUCUGGGGCUUUGGGGACGACACCAGAGGGAACCUCAGAGCCCAUUGAGCCUUCCCUCCUGGAGCUACAGGCAGUCGAGCUUGGAAACAUACAAGAGCCCGACAGCGCCAGGAACAGCGUUCUUGGUCGUAAAUUGUCGCUCGGUCGAAGAUCUGGACCUGGACAGGGCAGAAAGCGUCUCAUAAAGAGAGCUCUGCGAGACACUCGGGCAUUAGAGGGUGAUUAUACGGACACCGAGGAUGAUGGAGCCGAGACGCCACAGGAGGAGAACAUCUCUCCAGAAGAGGCAAUGGCAGCAAUUAAUCAAACUCUCAGAUCCCAGGAUUUCAACGCAUCAUCUCUCAACAGUAGAGAUUUUCAUGAUGACUCUACUAGCAAUUCACCACACUUUGUCUCCAGGGACGCUUCUCCAGUGAGGACACCCAUCCAUCAUGAUAGCAUUCUUGGUGACGCCACACCUAUUACUCACACACGUGCUCUGUCCACUCUUUCAUUGGUAUCUGUCUUUGAGGAUCACGACCAACCCGUCUUCAAUCUUCAAAAGGUCGACCCUACGUUCACUGACAGCAUGGGUUACUUCACGCGCAACUUUGAGAAAUUGCUCGCCAAUUUGAACAAGAAAAAUUCAAUCACAGAUCACUGUAUCGAAUUGUACUUGAUGAAGAGUGAGCGAAAGUUUUUCGACAUGUACACCAACGCGCAGUUGAAAAAACAACCCAAAGUUCUGGAGCGUCCUCUGACCAGACUUGCCUCGAGUCAAGCUGCGGAUGACACGGAGCAUGAUAGCACCUCUUCUGCAGCUGGAAAUUUCAAAUCAAAUGGAGCGGAUGACAUGGAUCAAUGGCUGUCCCGUCUGGGAUACAAGAGACCUAUCGCGAUACAAAGAUUCAUGAGAUGGCGUGUCGGAAAUUGGCCCGUAUACGCUCUAUUCUUGGGGCUAGGGCAGAUCAUUGCGACGAAUUCAGCGCAAAUAACACUUUUGGUCGGUCAAAUUGGCGAGACUGCGGUCAAACUCUACGUGAUUGCAGGAGUAUACUGUGUGUCAUCCAUUGUUUGGUGGUUUUUGUUCUAUCGCUUUCCAUCUGUGGUAGUCCUCACUCUCCCCUGGUUUAUCUACUCCAUCGCAUUUAUUAUCGUCGGCAUCUCACCUUUUGCGCCCUCGUCUAUCGGUCGAGCAUGGGCGCAGAACAUUGGGUCGGGUGUUUAUGCUGUCGCAUCUUCCAGUGGGUCGUUGUUCUUUGCCCUCAAUUUUGGUGAUCAGGGAGCCGUCCCAGUUAAGGAUUGGAUGUUCCGCGCAAGCCUGAUCCAAGGCAUUCAGCAGCUCUACACGGUUGCUCUGUGGUUUUGGAGCUCCCGUGUCACCGCGGUCGAAGUGGAAGGCAUUACCACAGCCGCCUUGAGUACAUGGAGACUCACGGCUGUUGUGAUGCCCAUUGCUGCAGUGUGUUUCACCAUCGGCGUGCUUCUUGCCCUAGGCCUACCCCAGUACUACCGUCAAGCACCAGGGAAGAUCCUCUUUUUCUAUACAUCACUCUUCCGUCGACGCGUCGUUCUCUGGUUCUUGUUCAUGGUGAUCAUCCAGAACUGGUUCCUCUCCGCCGUCUUUGGUCGCAAUUGGUCAUUCCUCUGGUCAUCCCAACACGCGAAGUCAUGGGAGGUCCUGAUCCUAGUCUUGUUCUUUUUUAUUGUUGUUUGGAUUGCUGCUCUUCUCGUCUUUCGUUUCUUAUCCAAGGAGCAUAGUUGGAUCUUGCCUGUCUUUGGUCUAAGUCUUGGUGCACCGCGCUGGGCACAGACCUGGUGGGGAGCAUCGAACAUUGGCUAUUAUCUCCCAUGGGCCGGGGGUCUGACAUCUGGGGCCCUCGUGUCGCGAUGCCUCUGGCUCUGGCUAGGAGUUCUCGAUGAAAUUCAGCAAGUCGGUUUGGGAAUGAUUCUUUUGCAGACAUUGACAAGAGUUCACGUCUGUUUCGUUCUGCUUGCCGCGCAGUCUCUUGGAUCCAUCGCCACGAUCUGUGCGCGUGCCUUUGCGCCCGACAACAUAGGUCCUUCCGGUGUUUUUCCGGAUGUUGGCUCGUCAUUGGAUAGAGUUGGUAAUGCUUGGUUUUGGAUUGCGCUUUUCUUUCAGCUUUUGGCUAGUUUUGGCUUCCUUCUUUUCUAUCGCCGAGAACAGCUGAACAGACCAUAA